CUGGGGACUAAAAUGAACAUAGCUUUGUACUUUACACAAGUUUUCAAGUGUUGUUUUGUAGUGAAUAUCUUCAUUUAAACCAGGGAUGUCAAACCAACUUAAUGCCAUAGGCCACAUGCAACAAACUUCUGUGACCAGACCAGUGAAAGGGAGAUGGGCUGCUGCCACCACAGUCCACUUCGCACACGCCCCUGACUGAUAUGCAUAAGUAGGUAAUGAGUUUAAAUAUCGUGCAUCUCGUGGAAGAAAUCAUAUCGUUUGUCCUGUAUGCACAGAAACGGUUAAUUUUCAGUCGGAGGGUGACGACUUGUUUUGCCGUUGGCUCUCUCUGUAUCCUCCGCACACGUGAGCGUGGGGCGGAAGACUGAGGAGCCUCCCUGUCGGCCUUCAGGAGGGGCUGAAGGUGACUCUCCGCUCGGCUGGGAUGCGGAGGGAGCUGCUGGGGGAUCUUUUCUGAUCCUGUUCCGGGGAACAGUCACGCACCGCUGCGGGAGGAGGCUUUAGGCAUUAAGCGGGGAGAAAAAAAGAAAAGCCCACACCCAGCAGCGUCUGCGUGUCGUCUUCUUCUCCACAGAGGACACAGCAGCCACCAGAAAAGAGAGAGCAUCCCUCGCUGCGUCUGGCUCGGCUCCGGUGGUGGGUGUGCAUGCAUGUGUUCUGCACCGUACGGGCGGAAAAAACGCCCAAGAUCCACAGGGAGCAUCUUUCCGCUCGGUAAAGCGGCGCAGACGGAGACGGAUCGCCGGGAGAGCACUGAGGGGGCUGUGGACGACAGCAGGAUGACUGUGCAGGAAUUCAACACCCUCGUAGCGCUGUACCGGGAGCAGGUCAUCUCCGUCGGGGAGAUCUCCGCCGACUGUCCUUCUCUGCGGGCUCAGAUGCACCACACACGGUCCAAAGGAUGCUCCAUGGCCCGGGCUGCGCACCAGGACCUCGCCGUCAUCUCUGUUUCGGGUCCAGAGGACGGGGAGAUCCAUCCCGAGAUCUGUCGGCUCUUCAUCCAGCUGCAGUGCUGCCUGGAGAUGUUCAUAACGGAGAUGCUCAAGUCGAUGUGCCUGCUGGGGGUGCUGCAGCUACACAGAAAAAGAACAGACUCGGAGCCAAAGCUGGAUUUCAGACUGGACGAGAGCUCAGAUGUUCCCAUCCUGGAGGACCGAUCCUCCUCUCCCAUCGACUUUCCUCAGGAGCUGUGGCUGGUGGGAAAUGAUAUUGAAAACAUAGAGAGAGAUAUGCGAGAGAUGCGAAAUCUACUCAGCAAACUCAGGGAGACGAUGCCCUUGCCACUGAAAAAUCAAGAUGACAGCAGCUUGUUGAAUUUGACUCCUCACCCACUGAUAAGACAGAGGAAGAGACGCUUCCCUGGACUCUGCUGCAUGGUGUCCGGCUAAGAGUUUGACAGUAAAGGACUUUGAUUUCAAUUUGCUUUAUUCAAUAAUGUCUAUUUAUUUAGAGGCACUCUAAAAUUAUUUAAUCCCAUCCUUCAUUUUUUUAACCAAUAUCUGAAAUUGUAAUCUUGCAGUAUGUGUUACCAGGCUCUAUUUGUCCUCGUCAUCUUGAUAUUUACUGUUUCAGACUUCUCAGCUCAUGUGUUCAGGCAGCUUUGGUGCUUAAAGUUUCAGGAUUGAUUUUUCAAAUGUAUCUUAUUAAGACAUUUAUCUUCUAAGCUCUAUAUAUCUGAGACUGGGUAGGCUAACUGUUGGUAAUAUUGCUUUGCCAUUCUCAGAUUCAGGUUCCAUCUUGUUGGGCUUUAAAUACAGAGAUAUUUUUCUGGUUCUUUUUAAAGGUGCUAUUUAUGACAUACAGAACCACUGGGUGAUGUAUUAGAGCACCAGCAGGUCAGCCCAAAACAAAGGGCCCACCGUCAGCCACACCCUGCUCCGUUUAGAUUUUUUUUAACAACCUGAAAGUGUGCACUUGAAAAAAAAAACAGAAAGGAAAUCAGCAACAGCCACUAUCAGAUGCUAACAAGGUAAAAUACACAGAUGAAAUAGAGAAAAUACACAGGAACUCUGUGUUUCUGUUUCACUAACACCGCACAGAGCAGAGGAGAAAGCAGAAAAAACAUGUCCUAAAUUUAGUAAAUGUCAUGAAUAAAAUCUUUUUUUUUAGUUAUUUGGUUUAUUAGAGCACUUAAUACUGCACUUUGGUCAGUAUUCACCUUGUGCUGCCAUCAGAGUGUUGGCAAAUUAAUAACUUAAAGAUUGUUGCAUAGAAUCAAUUUACACUUGCUAAAUAUCGUGUACGUUAUUUUUCAGUUCUUAAAAUAUAGCAUGAUGGCAUGCUGAAAGGCUUUAAAACAGUUUCAUGCUGUACAGUUAUUUUUAUAAUUAGUGUUGUAGAAUUAAAGAAGUAUUUUCCUGGGGAUAAAGUACAAAAUUGAAACUUUAGUUAUCUACUAUAAGCCCAAAAUUUGGAAAUUGUUUUAACCCCUUUUUAUUUUUGUAAUAAUGGUAAUAAUGUGGAAACCAUUAAAGGUAACACAGGAUAUGAACCCUUAUCACCCAGAUGAAAGUCCCUUAAUUGACCUAGCUGGCUAAAAGUGCACUAGUUCUCCUAAAAAAGACCCAUGAUUGGCCAAAGUCAUCAAUGGUUAGACUUUCUAAAGCCUGCAAUUAGAGUCCAGAGUAGGUGAAGAAGCCUAGUUCCCCCUCAGACCAUUUGAAUUACAAUAUAAAGAAAGUUUAUUAUGGAUUGUGUUAUUACUGGGGUCCAACAUGUUGUCUACCAAAGCUUAAAAGUGGGACAUCUUUGAUUUUUGUGUUUUGUUUGUUUGUUUUUUGGGAAUUUUCUUCCCAAUCUUUGUGUUUUUACAUAGCGAAAGCUAACAAAUGUACAUAUUCAGGCUAUGCACAGGCAAAGUCAGUUUUCAGCUAUCUCUUGUGUGCUUGUGUCAAACUGCCAUGGUUGAAUGUGUCACAGUGUGAGACUGGUGAGUCUCUGUAUACCUGUGUGGUGUAGGUUAAACAAUUCAUCUACAGUCUUAUGGCGCAUAAACAUAACUAGCUCCUACAAUAUUUGCAUUCCUCCUACUGUAGAAGCUAAAGGAUUUAGAAUUUAUUCAACUAUGUGUAUGUAGGCUUAAAAUAAGCUUUAGAUCAGGAAAGAAUGAGCUGUUUAGCACACAACCUGAAUUUUGCCUUGUAGAUUUCAUCAGCCUCUUUGUUUUUUUUCCCCCAAUGUGUGUAUAUAUGUUGACGCUGACAGUGUUUUUCUAGGUGAGUAACUUCCAGCAGAUGAUGGUUUUAUAUUGGCUUUGGUGGUGUUUUCAGCAGGGGCAAGUCAAAUGUUCCAUAGACAAACACUUUAAAGCUGCCAUAAUGGUUACUCAAGACCCUGGAAGAUGAAUACUAAUAAUUUUCCUGACUUUAUCACUGUUUUCAGUUUUACAGUUACAUUAAUAUCAAGAAAAAGCCCAAAUCAAACAUAUUAAAAUGUACAAACUAUCUAAAUGGGAAGCACGCAACAAGAAAUGUUAUGUUUGGAAGCGUGUCCAGGGAAUAAAGCCAGUUGAUGUCCAUGAACUUUUGUCUAGCCCCAUUCUCUGGCAAAGUCACUAUUACCCUAUAGUAACACUGUAAAAUUAGAACAAAGUGUUACUCUAGUUUCAAGAAAAUCCAUCCAUCUGUUUUCUGACACUUAUCUGUGUUUGGGUCAGGGGAGCAGCGUUAUAAGCAGAGAUGAUAAGACUUCCGUCUCUCCAGCUACUUCCUUCAGCUUUUCUGAGGGGACACAGAUUCAUUCCCAAGCUGGAAGAGACAUCUCUCCAACAUGUCCUCAGUAUUGCCCUGGGCAAGGGUAGGGACGUAAAUCAGCCAGGAAAUAAACAGCUUUGCUUUCAAAGUAAAGAAAUACAUCAUAAAAUAAAAAAUUAAAAGUAAAUCAUUUUGUCAUUUUGCCCUUCAUCCUAGUAAAACAACAAGACUACUGAAUCCAGUUUUGUCUAAGAAUAAUGUCUUUUAAUAUCUUGAAAAAAUAUCAACCUUCCCUUCAUAAUAUUAUAGUUAUUUUCCUAGCUGUUGCACUAAGCUAAGCUAAGCUGUCAAGGAUGUAUUUCAUUCAGUAAUCUGGGAUGUUAUGCACACCGAAGCCUCUAGGGGACACUAGCAUUAUCAGUCUUAAAGAAUAUUUUUGACGGGAAGAAAAUAUUAAAAAAGCCGCACACACAAACACGCAGACAAAAUCCAUAUGAAGCAUUUUACUACAGCCAUUUUCCUCGCUGAAUGUAACGGUCAUAUGUGUUGUAAAUUAGUGUUUGUGCUAUUUAUUACUUUAAUGUAACAUUGGUGGUGUUUCAAUUGAGGAAUGCGUCGUUUUAUUUUUGUCAGGCAUGUGUUUGACUUGUGUGUAUUUACCGUGUCCUGCAAUGUAGAGAAACACAGCUAAACCUAUGUACAGCCAAUAGGACAUUUUAUAAUAUGAAUAAAGUUUUAUAUACAAGA
Messenger RNA from Oreochromis aureus, 4439 nucleotides. RefSeq names its product regulator of G-protein signaling 7-binding protein B-like. Bases 651 to 1388 code for a protein of 245 amino acids. Gene Ontology annotation, cellular component: postsynapse; nucleus; neuron projection. The record is from RefSeq and is a predicted model, not a curated record. Gene Ontology annotation, biological process: G protein-coupled receptor signaling pathway. Lineage: Eukaryota; Metazoa; Chordata; Actinopteri; Cichliformes; Cichlidae. The transcript has 6 exons.